AUGAUAUCUUCUUAAAAAUUUAUAAAUAAUAAACAUGAUGUAGUAACUGAAGCCCUAGAUGGUCUUUUAAUGUUAAAUUCUAAUAAAUUAAUUCGCUAUAAAAAUACUUAAAUAAUUUAAUUAAAAGACCCAAAUCCAGACCAAAUAUCCUUAAUAUGCGGUGGAGGAUCUGGUCAUGAACCUGCUCACGCCGGUUUUGUAGAGAAAAAUAUGCUCACAAGUGCAAUAUGUGGUGGAGUAUUCGCUUCUCCUUCCCAUAAAGAGAUUUUAUAAGGAAUUUUAAGUGUCCCAAAUAAACAUGGAGUUCUUUUGAUAAUAAAAUAAUAUACAGGAGAUGUUAUAAAUUUUGAAUUAGCAGCCUCUUUAGCAAGGGCUUAAGGGAUAAAAGUUGAAACUAUACACGUUGGAGAAGAUGCAGCUUUCGAAUAAGAUAAAAGAGGACUAGCUGGGACAGUUGUUUUAUAUAAAAUUUUAGGAGGCUUAGUGUCUUAAUUCAAAUGGUAGAAUUUAUAAAAAAUAAAGGAAUUUGGAGAAAAAGUAAUAUAAAAUAUAAAAACUGUAGGAUGUGGACUAGGAGGGUGUUCUUUGCCAGGAUAAAAUGCUAAUUUUUCUGUAGAUCCAGGUUAUGUAGAAAUUGGAUUGGGUAUUCAUGGAGAGAAAGGUGUUUCAUUAAUAAAAUUUGAUAGUGCAAAGAAACUUAUAUAGGAUUUAUUAGGAUAUUUUAAUUUUUAAAAAGAUUAUUAAUAAAAUAAUGAAGUAUUAGUAGUGUUGAAUAAUUUAGGUUCUACUACUGAAUUAGAAUUGAUGAUUUUAAUAAAGGAAAUUUUAGAGUAAAUGAAAGAGAAAAAAAUUAAUGUAAAAAGAGUUGUUUGUGGUAAAAUUAUGAGUAGUUUAGAAAUGCAUGGGAUUUCGUUGACAAUUUUGAAUAUUUUUGAUCCUUUAAUUGUCGAGGUUUUAGAUUUGUAAGUUGAAAAUCCUUUUUGGGUUAUUUUUAAGAAUUUUAGUUUCGAAAUAAAAAAGAUGUAUAGAGAAAUUUCAUUUGACGAUUUUUAAAAAAUUGAUACUAAAGUAGUUUAUGAAAGCCCUUUUCAUUGUUUAAUGGAGAAAAUAUUUACUCAUUUAAUUUCUAAAGAAAAUCUUUUUAAUAAAUUAGAUGCUUAAGUAGGAGAUGGAGACACAGGGACUGGCGUAACUAGGGCUAGUUUAGCUUGCUUAAGUAUUUUGAAGCAUUUAAACUUCGAAAAGGAAGCUAAAAAAUGCUUCGCAAGACUAGGAGAAGAGAUUGCAGGAGCUUUCGGGGGUACAUGUGGCCCUUUAUAUGGUGUAUUUUUAAGCUCAGCGAGUUUAUGUUUAAAAGAUGAGUUAAAAAUGAAUGGAAAAGAAGAAUUUUUGAAUGGUCUUAAAAAGGAUUAGAUUAAAUUAAAUUUGUAGGAAAAGCUUAAAAAGGAGAUAGGACUAUGGUGGAUAUGUUAGAAUUUAUUGAAGAAAAUUUUUAGGAAAAAAUAAAUUACGAAGUGA
Messenger RNA from Ichthyophthirius multifiliis, 1518 nucleotides. RefSeq lists its product as hypothetical. The transcript has 2 exons. Lineage: Eukaryota; Ciliophora; Oligohymenophorea; Hymenostomatida. The record is from RefSeq and is a predicted model, not a curated record. Gene Ontology annotation, biological process: glycerol catabolic process. Gene Ontology annotation, molecular function: glycerone kinase activity. Gene Ontology annotation, cellular component: cytosol.